CAACAAAAAAAAAACCUACAAAGAAAGGGUUACAGUCGAGACUUCCUUGUUCCUGCCACGUGACACGCCUCGGCUCCCCAUAGGUGGAUUGCUUGGUCGGUAUUCCUCCGCGUUGUGGAGAGAAAAUGGCGGCGCGUGGCGGUUUUCAGCAAGCGGCAUCUGGAGGCGGCGGUGGCGGUAUGGGACCAGGACCUCCGGUACCGGGUGGAGGAGGACCAGGAAUGGCUCCUGGAACGCCUGCAGGAAGGAUGGGACCUACAGGGCCGCAGAAUCCAAUGUAUCGUUCACCGAUGCCUGGGCCUGGAUACCCGAGACCCGGGAUGCCCCCAGCAAAUCGGAUGACUCCUCAAGGCCCCCCCAUGGGUCCUCCAGGCUACGGUGCUAGUCCAGUACCUCGCCCUGGAAUGCCAGUCAUGGACCCGUCUCGUAAGAGACCUGCACCACCUCAGAUUCCACAGCAGGUCCAGCAACAGAACCGCAACCAACAUGCCAAGAAGAAGAAGAUGGCUGACAAAAUUCUACCUCAGAGAAUCAGAGAACUAGUCCCAGAGUCUCAGGCUUACAUGGACCUGCUGGCCUUUGAGAGGAAGCUGGAUCAAACCAUCAUGCGCAAGAGACUCGAUAUUCAGGAGGCACUGAAGAGACCCAUCAAGCAAAAACGAAAGCUACGAAUUUUUAUCUCCAACACUUUCAACCCUGCCAAGCCUGACGCUGAGGAUGGCGAGGGAACUGUAGCUUCAUGGGAGCUGCGAGUGGAAGGCCGGCUGCUCGAGGACACUGCUGUAUCUAAAUACGAAGCCACCAAGCAGAAGAGGAAAUUUUCCUCUUUCUUCAAGUCCUUAGUGAUUGAAUUGGACAAAGACCUGUAUGGGCCUGACAAUCAUUUGGUAGAGUGGCACAGAACACCCACUACUCAGGAGACUGACGGCUUUCAGGUGAAAAGGCCUGGAGACGUGGGAGUACGCUGUACUGUCCUCCUCAUGCUCGAUUACCAGCCUCCUCAGUUUAAGCUGGACCCCAGACUGGCACGCAUGCUGGGCAUCCAUACCCAGACCAGACCCGUUAUCAUCCAGGCUCUGUGGCAGUAUGUGAAGACGCACAAGCUGCAGGACCCACAUGAGCGUGAGUUCAUCAACUGCGACAAAUACCUCCAGCAGAUCUUUGAGACUCAGAGAAUGAAGUUUUCUGAGAUUCCUCAGCGGCUGCAUGCCCUGCUGAUGCCUCCUGAGCCGAUCAUCAUUAAUCAUGUCAUAAGCGUGGACCCGAAUGACCAAAAGAAGACCGCCUGCUAUGAUAUUGACGUUGAAGUGGAUGAUACACUUAAGACCCAGAUGAACUCUUUUCUGCUGUCCACUGCCAGUCAGCAGGAGAUUGCAGGCUUGGAUAAUAAGAUUCAUGAGACUAUCGAGACCAUCAAUCAGCUGAAGACUCAGAGGGAGUUCAUGUUGAGCUUUGCCCGUGAUCCUCAGGGCUUUAUCAAUGACUGGCUGCAGUCCCAGUGCAGGGACCUCAAGACCAUGACCGAUGUGGUAGGAAACCCUGAAGAAGAAAGAAGAGCAGAGUUCUAUUUCCAGCCUUGGGCUCAAGAGGCCGUAUGUCGCUACUUCUACUCCAAGGUCCAGCAAAGGAGACAGGAGCUGGAGCAAGCACUGGGCAUCCGGAACACAUAAGCAGGAACGGACACCUAAGGGAACAGAAGAGGCAGUCUGCCGUCUUUGGUUCUUGAUCAAUGACACUAAAUUACAGUUUAUUUAAUCACAUUCCUGCUGUGGCUGGUAGGAGACAAUGUUUGAUGAUCCUCCUCCUAAACCAGAAAGAUCUCACCUGCUUUGGUUCCCUGAAAACCAAAAUGACUCGUCGUCUUCUCUGUUCUGUGUCCUCUCAUUAUCUGGGGGGGGAAUAUAGAUGCUUCUGCCUUUUUAACUUGUUCCAACUAGACUCAAAUGUUGUUCCCGCAGUGGCUGUGAUAUGAAAAAUCUUUCUUUCAGCCAAAUGCUGUAUAGGCUACUAAUAGAAGUAAAUAGUCUUCACUGGUAUUUUGUUAGUCUGAUAGGAUGCAUGAAAAACUCGAAUGCUCAAGUGUGUUUGGGUACCAAAGGAGACCAAGGCCUUGGCUGCUGAACAUGGAUAAGACAAUGAUACUUUUCAUAACAUGCAAUACAUAUUUAAGUCACAAGUGUAAGUGCAGUGUCUUAUGUGCAGUGAUGCCACAGUGCACCAAGAAGACAUUCUAGUUGUCCAAGACGCCCCAUGAUGUUACAGCGUUCGGCUUUAAUUUUGUACAUUUUUAAUACAGUCUCCUAAACUACAUUGGCAAGAUCACUGAAGAACUGGAUGCUGUUUGAGGCAGAUAUUUUGAAAGAGAUCUCUCUUUCUUUUGCCUUGUUUCUCCAGAACACAAAAAAAAAUCAGAUACAAAGCAUAUCUUGGCUGUUUGACCAUGGUUUUUUUUUUUUUGUUAGCUUGCAAAGGAAGAAACAAACAAUCUAUUGAACUAGCUCAGUAAUUGGACAAAUGGCUUUCAGUAUUGUUUUAUUGAAUGGUUGUAUCACCACCUCCUAACAAUGACUAUAUGUUGUGGCAGCAUCUCUUAAAGUGCUGAAUAGCUCAGUGGCCCACUAAGCUGGUUGAUCGUUCUCGGUUUCUCAUGACCGUACCAUACAUGAGGUUUGGCUUUGUGACCUUCCAUGCUUUGUGUUGAGUUGUGAGAUAUUUAAACCUGACAGUACUCCAUUACUGUAUCAUAUAGAGUUAAUUUCAUUAUCUAUAAAAAGAAAAGUUCCUUUCAUAAAUGGGUGCUGCAUCCAUUGUUGUGGAUUCCAAAUUGUGGCUGACAUAAAGGAUAAAUUGAUGAAGUGUUUUGUGGGGCCAAGUUUAGUUUUGUUGGGUUUUUUUGUUUUGUUUGUUUGUGUUUUGUGGUUUUUUUCUCCUGCAAAUGGUAGAUAUUUGUCUUUUUUAUAUUUUUAUCAUAAUAUGGACUGUAUAAAUAUUGAUUAGGCUUAGAUUCAUAUUACAGAAGUAGUGUAGUACCUCAGCUCUACAAAGCUAUGAAAUGGUGAGCAGAUGCUUUGAACUAGUCUACUGGCUUUAAUUAAAAUUGAUAUGACUGUCCAUGCUCAGGUAUUUUCUCCACUGUAGACAUCUUUAAGCAGUUCUGACCGUGUCACUGGCCAUAAAUGAAUAAUUCAGUUUCAUACACUCACACUUUCAUGAAGGACACACUUUGAGCCAUGGUUGUAAUGGGCUUGAGUUAAGAGUUGCCAAAUUUUCUGAAAGUUGAAGAAAUGGUCAUGUUUAUGAUUUUCAGACGCUCAAUAUUUAAUCCUGUGUGCAUCAUUUCUUCAUGACAAAAACUGUAAUUUUUUUUCCUUUUAUGGACCAAACUUGUUUGAAUGUGUCAGCCUUACAAUAAAGAUGAACUUAUAUUAA
Messenger RNA from Neoarius graeffei (lesser salmon catfish), 3429 nucleotides. RefSeq names its product SWI/SNF related, matrix associated, actin dependent regulator of chromatin, subfamily d, member 1 (gene smarcd1). Gene Ontology annotation, biological process: regulation of transcription by RNA polymerase II. The record is from RefSeq and is a predicted model, not a curated record. Gene Ontology annotation, cellular component: nucleus; SWI/SNF complex. The coding region runs from base 126 to 1670 and encodes 514 amino acids. Lineage: Eukaryota; Metazoa; Chordata; Actinopteri; Siluriformes; Ariidae. The transcript has 13 exons.